CUGACUCUCUGUGAAUCACGGUGAGUAAUCGGCGGCAGAAUGUGCAGCGUGCUCAGACCUGCUGCAGGACAGCAGAGUGGUUAAAACCCGGCGCUCGCCCAGAACCAGAACAUUCUCCUCAGCUGAUUUCUGGAUCCAACGACAUGGAGAGCUGCUGGGUUUCCCUCUGCGUGGUUCUGGCCGCUCUGGGCUCGGUCCAGACCACCUACACCUCCUACUCAGACUCCCGCUGCGAGUGCAGCGGCCGGGCGUGGCGCUGCCUGCAGGACGCCUGGGGUCUGCGCUGCCUGGACUGUCAGGGAAACACCGAGGGUCGACGCUGCGAGCGCUGCAAGGACGGAUUCUACCAGCAGGGGGCGCGGCUGAGCUGCACGCCCUGCAACUGCAACCCCACAGGUUCAGUUAGCAACACGUGUGACAGCAGGGGGCGCUGCAGCUGUAAGGAAGGCGUCUCUGGAGACAAAUGUGACCUUUGCCCCGACGGCCCGGUGGGAGCGGACGGCUGCAGCAGGAGGCGCCAGGAAAGAGAGGAUUCUGGGAGUUUGACUCUGCCGUGUUUCUGUUACGGACACAGUGAUCGUUGUUCUGCUCGGCCUGGUUUCUCCAUCCACAGCGUCUCCUCCACCUUCAGCUCAGGUCCGGACGGCUGGACGGCGGCGACGGCCCAGCGUACGACUCCUCAGGACGUUCUGUUCCGCUGGUCGCCCAGACACCAGGACCUGGAGGUAGUGUCCAAGCAAAGCCUGCCCACUUACCUGUACGCACCAGACGUUUACCUGGGGAACAAACUGCUGAGUUACGGCCAGAACCUGUCCUUCUCGCUGCGUUUGGACAGCGGCGUUCGCCACCCGUCCACCAGCGACGUCGUCCUGGAGGGCGGCGGCCUGACGGUGGCGGCGGCGCUGGGGGACCUGAGGGCCGUUGUCCCUUGUGGGAAGAAGCUCAACUACACCUUCAGGCUGGAUGAGAAGCUCAGCAUGUGGAAACCUCAACUUUCCUCAUUCGAGUUCCAGAAGCUUCUCCAGAACCUGACGGCCAUAAAGAUCCGGGCCACGUUUGGAAAAGAUGGACGCGGUUACCUUGACAACGUGAACCUGGUUUCGGCUCGGCGUGGCGACGGCGUGGCGGCCGGCUGGGUCCGGACCUGCACAUGUCCACCGGGAUACGAGGGCGACUUCUGUGAGCGCUGCGCGGCCGGGUUCAGGCGCCGGGCGCCGUCAUCCGGGGCCUUCAGCGCCUGCGAGCCGUGCAGCUGCAGGGGCGGCAGCUGCGACCCCCAGACCGGAGACUGUUACUCCGCAGACGAGACGUCCGGCGAGCGGAGCUGCUCCGAGGGGUUCUACAGAGACCCGCGGCAGCAGGGGGCCUGUGAGCGCUGCCCCUGUCCGGAGAGGUCGUCCUGCUUUCUGGAGGCCGGAGCUCUGGAGCCUCAGUGCCUCCGCUGUCCGCAGGGAACCUUCGGGUUUUACUGCGACACCUGUCGGGAGGGUUUCUAUGGCGACCCCGCAGGUCUGCGAGGCGCACAGCGACCCUGCAGACCCUGCAGCUGCAACGGUCACAUUGACGUCAGCAUGGCGGGAAGCUGCGACCGCAACAGCGGAGAAUGCCUGAAGUGUCUGAACAACACGACCGGUCGGUUCUGUGAGAGCUGCCUGGCCGGGUUCUACCGGAACCCGUCCACCAGCGCCUGCAAACCCUGCAGCUGUGACAUCCUGGGCUCAGAGGACGGCCAGUGCGACGCGGCCGGACGGUGCCGGUGCCGAGCGGGCUUCCAGGGUCCGAGGUGUGACCGGCCCAACUGCCCCACCUGCUUCAGCCCCAUCAGGAAGAAGAUGGAGCUUUACUCCGUCAGACUGAAGGAGCUGGAGAUCCUGCUGUCUGGGUCGGGUCGGGUUCCGACCAACCGGGCUGAGAUGGAGGCGGCUCUGAGAGCGAUGGAGGAUCUGAUGAAGGACCUGCAGCAGAACGCCGAGCAGCUGACGGAUCAGGAGAAGAUGCUGCAGACUCGCCUGUCGUCCAUCAGCGGCCGUCAGUUCACUGAAGAACAGAAGAUCCAGAACAUCUCAGAGACGCUCAAACACAUCGGCCAGCAGCAGCGGACCUUCAAGUCCAAGGUGGAGGAGGUGGAGACUCUGAUCGCUGCCAUGAAAAACCUUCUGGCGGAGGCAAAAACCAAGAUCCAGUCCGUGGAUCUUCCUGUCCGCGAUGAUCCACUGACUUCAGGCUCGCUGUCCUCUCUGGUGCAGCAGGCGACAGGCCUGGCCAAUGAACACAAAGCGACGGCGGACUCUGUGGAGCAGGCGGCCAACCAGGCUCUGAGCGACUCCAAGCAGAGUCUGGAUCUGAUCCGGACUCUGAUGAACAAGGAGAACAAAGUCCAGGAGCUGAUCGGAGAUCUGCAGGAUCUAUACGAUAAAACCUCAGCAGAUGUGACGAGUUUGGAGAAGCGAGCAGGAAGUCUGAGCGAAGACGCCAAACAGGAGAGCAAGAUGGCCGACGGCAUGCUGAAAGACAUUUCCAGGCUGGAGAAGAACCUCCCACCGUCCAUGAAGGAUGCUGUGGACGCCAUGGUAACCAGGCUGGACGCCUUGAAGGAGGCGCAGAAGAACAUCUCCGCCGUGGACGAUCUGCUGGGCGCUGCGGAGAAAGACCGGACCGGCGCCAAGGAGCUGCUGGAUCAGGGCCAAACCGCCCAGCAGGAGUUCAACAAGCUGCUGGACCGGGUCGGCGCCGCUAAAGCGGAAACCGAGAAAGCUCUGCAAGGCGCCGGUACCAACAACGACCUGGACGACACCCUGAACACCCUGAGAGGUUUCGACCAGCAGAUCGGCGACAGUAAAUCUGGAGCUGAUGAAGCCGUCAAGCGUCUUCCGAACAUCAGCAGCACCAUCCAGGAAGCUGUGGGUAAAAACGUCCAGACCCAGUCGGUUCUGGACGCGGCGUCCAAAGAUCACGACGAGGCGAUGGGAAACAUCAACGCGCUGGACGGCUUGGCCAAAAACCUCCAGAACACGGCCGGGUCGCUGCCGAAUGCUGACGGUUUGGUGAGCGAAGCCGACAAACUGAACCAGGAGGCCAAGAACCUGAAGGCCGGAGCGGAGCAGACGGCCGCCGGGCUGAAGGACGGGCUGAAGGAGGUGAAGGGGCUGGCUGCUGGAGCGGAGGAGGCGGUUGCCGGAGCGACCGCGGCGCUCGCCAACGCCAAGCAGAGCAAAGACGCCGUUCAGGAAACGCUGAGAUCCGUCAGCAACAUGCUGGCCACCCUGAACUCCGGAGACGUUGUGGACGAGGAGCAGCUGAUGAAGCUGGAGGCGGCUCUGGUCCGGGCGGAGGAGGAGGUGCAGCAGCUCCUGCGGCCGCGGCUGGAGAAGGUGGAGGACCAGGAGGAGGCGCAUCGCCGGCGCCUCGCCGCCAUCAACACGGACAUCGACGGCAUCCUGAGGGACAUCGCCAACCUGGAGGACAUCCGGAACAGCAUCCCUGCUGGCUGCUACAACACCCCGCCCAUCGAGGAGCCCUGAGCCGCAGGGCGGAGGUCAGGGGUCAAAGGCCGCACGCUUCCACUCCGGACGCUCCAGAACCUGGAACGGUUUUCCUCCUCCUGGGAGUUUCCAUCUGCUGCCGUUCAUAUCAAACCUUCCUGCCUUUAACUGGACCGUCCUGAGGAACCGGUUCUGGUCCGGCUCGGUCGGUCCGCUCUGCUCUUUUUAGUGUUCAGAUUAUUUUUCUACAAAAUAAAUAAAAACAACCAAACUAGUUGUUUCACCUCUGACUCCUGAUUCAGGACAACAAAUACCUGGAAAACCGGCUGAUGUGUUUUAAUAUAUUUUAUUAUUAUUAUUAUACAAUCAGCUGAUAAUUAUGCAAUAAGUUUAUUAUAUUAGUUCUUACUAAUAUAUUAGCAUAAUUUCACAUUUAUUUAGUAACUGUGGGAUUUAAUCCACAAAGUUUUAAAUUGAAUUCGUCCAAAAGUUUCCAGCUGAUUGUAACCAUGGAAACGGUGACUGUCACGGCGUUUCCUUAAAUGUUCAGAUUGUUUAUUUAAACCUUUUUGUUUCAGUAUUUAUCUGUGAAUAAGGAGAGAAAACAUUUAAAUUUCUCCAAGUUUACAAACUUUCUGCAGGUUGUGGGAGCCGUUGGAAAAGUUUCCAUGAAUUUAUAGAUUAUUAACAGAUUAUUAACAGAAAUACAUUUAUUCUGUAUUUAUACUUGUACAGAUUUAUAUUUUUUGCUGAUAUGAAAAAAUUAUUAGUUUUGUUACAAAACAUGUUGAACCACUGAAUGGCAGAAAUAUUUAAUUUUCCUUAAUGAUUUCUAAUAAAAUUAAUUUCAAAUCUUUAUCCUUCUGUUUAUCCGUUUUGUAUGUUUUGGAUCCGUCUUCAUGUCGGUUCUGUGUUCUCCAGCAGAACUCAGGAAAAACACGAUUUUCAGUCCAUUUCACUUUCUAAAUUAAAAAUCCUAUUAAUUUAUUUUUGCUACUUUAAAACAAGGUUUGGCUAAUAAUGCUCAUAUUUUUAUCUGAAAAUUACAAUACUUUUAAUUUUAAGAAAUUAAGUAUAGUAAGUUUUACUAUCAAUUUUCUACCAGUAAUUUAUUCCUUAAUCUUGAGUUGUGGUAAAAAUAGUUUAGUUAUAGUUCAUACAGGUUUUAAACAGCAAAAGAAAUAAAACUAACUUUCCAUGUAAACUUCAAAUAAAUCCAGUAAAAGUGCAUUACUUAGAAGAAAUACUUUAUUUCGCCAGCAGAGGGUGUAAAUGUAACCACAGUUGAAUAAGACUCAGUUAUUAAAGCUUAAAUGAAAAUAAAAAUGUUUUAGUGCAUUCUUUGAUUCAUUUUCCAAACAUCCUGCCUGCAAACACACUUACACACACACACACUCACACACACACUUACACACACACACACACACACACACACACACUCACACACACACUCACACACACACACAGUUCAAAUGGAUGGUGACCAACAUGAACCUGGAAACACACACACACUUACACACACACACACACACCCCCACACACAUUUACACACACACUCACACACACACUUACACACACACACACUUACACACACACACACUCACACACACACACUUACACACACACACUUACACACACUCACACACGUCGGUACAUUUACAGUGAAUAAAAAAUGGGCGACGGAGAGGAUGAUCUGAAGCUACGAUUUCUUUAUAUCUAUAUUUAUUAUAAUUAUUUUAUUUCCCAAACACAAUCACUACAGACCAUAAUAAUCUAAUGAGGGAAAAACAUUCAUGCCAAAACCAAACAGUCAGAAAAAAGCAUGCAGACGGAGAACAGGAGCAAACCGAGAGAAAACAUCCUGAACGCUUUACAGAAGGUGCUUCUUCAUCACCACCAUCAUCAUCAUCACCAUCAUCAUCAUUAUUAUUAUUAUGAUCACCAUCAUCAUCAUCAUCACCAUCAUCAUCACCACCAUCAUCAUCACCAUCAUCAUCAUCAUCACCACCAUCAUCAUCACCAUCAUCAUCAUCAUCACCACCAUCAUCACCACCAUCAUCACCAUCAUCAUCAUCAUCAUCACCUUCAUCAUCCUCUCCUCCUCUGACAUCACUUCCUCAUCAUAAAGCCUCCCGGUUCAGCAGCUCCCCCUGCUGGUCAACACAUUCACAGUUCUGUGGGUGAAGUUCUGCAGGAACUUCCGGGUCUUCCUCCAGAACCUCUUCAUGUUCUGAUCAGAACCUUCUUUAUUUACAAGUCAGUGGGAGCGGCUCAUGUUUUAUAACUAUUUUGAUUUCUACAGAUUAAUUUACUGUUGAUUCCCUAAAGUAACCUGAUGAGGAAGUGAUGCGUUGCUGCUGCUAAAAACAGUUUAAAAUCAUUAAAUUCGCUAAA
Molecule: messenger RNA, 5876 nt
Organism: Gambusia affinis (western mosquitofish)
Lineage: Eukaryota; Metazoa; Chordata; Actinopteri; Cyprinodontiformes; Poeciliidae
Gene: lamc2
Product: laminin, gamma 2
Exons: 21
Coding region: 144-3521 (1125 amino acids)
Molecular function (GO): extracellular matrix structural constituent
Source: RefSeq, a predicted model, not a curated record